CCUGGAAGAUGCGAUGUUGUAGUCCGACCCUGUUACAUAUAGCUGAUGGUCGUCAGCAUACAUGAAAAGGUUUGUGUCAUGGUCAUGUCAUUCUGGAAUAAGUUCCAUAAUAAUGGACCAAAUGAAGAUUCCUGAGGUUAACCACGUGACAUUUUAGACCAUUCACUUCUAAUACUGCCUAGUUUUACGCGACUGUAUCUGUCAUUCAGAAACGAUCGAAUUAGAUCCAAUGAUUGGUUAGUAAACCCAUAUGCUUUGAGCUUCUUGAUGACUAAAUUGUGACAUAGGGGUCAAAAGCCUUACUCAUGUCUGUAGAUAGAAUGGUCACUAAUUCUUUUCUGUCGAUAGCAUGUAAAAGGAAAGAGUUAUAAAAAAUAAUAAUCAUCUUUAUUGAGGAAACUUUUUCAUAAAAGAUAUGGUUUUCAAAAAGGACCUCAAAACUAGAUAUAUAUUAUAAAAACAAAAAAAAAGCUAUAAAAUUGCAAAGGGAUUAAAAAGAUACAAAAAAUGCAUAAAAAAUUAAAAAUAGGUAUAAGUAAAAAUUAAAUGUAAGUAGCUAUAUUAAAAACUUAAGUAGCUAUAUUAAAAACUUAAAACAAGAGUUGGUUGAGAAGGUUAGGUUUUGUAUUCCUUUGAGACAGAUCUAUUUUCAUUCAUUUAUUAUGAUUAUUAGUAUUAUUAUCCUCAUUAGUAAUUUCCACCCAAGGGCACCACAUUGUACAACAAUGCAUGGAAACACAGAAGGGCAAACUAACAAUUGGACAUUAAGCUUACUAUAAUCAUUUAAAUAAUGAUUAAAAUUAAUGAAUUUUAGUCAUUAAACUCUUAAAAGUGGAAAAGUUAGUGGAUGAAGUAGCAGCAUAAAGUAGACAAAAUCAAUAAUCUCAUGGAGGCGAAUAUAAUUUGCAAGCUCAUAAUCUUUUUGUUUUCCAUCUGCUUUCUUUCUUUUUACUUCUACAUGUGAACCAAAAAGGAGGGAGCUCAAGACCACCAUUACAUCAAGAGAGUAAAGAGAAUGGUACAAGACACAAAGAAGAUAGGUUGUCCUGCACAAAAAAUUGUAAAGGAGGUAAUGAAAUUUCCUCAGUUUCAGGUAACAAUAUUUAAUCUUUUUGUAAUAAUCCUUUGUACCUUUGAGAGUAGGAAGGGGUUCAAUUGAAAGGGGUGGAAGGGCCAUUUUAAAAAUCAUGCAAUAUGCAGGCCGCUUAAAAAAAAUGAUCCUCACAUUGUAUAUCAAUGGGAUUGCAGACUUAUAGAUUUACAGCACAAUGUUCAAGUUUUAUUGCAAUUAAUUGAAAUUUUUACAUUUUGUCCAGAUAACCAUUGAUUCACCCAAAUGACAGAGAACUACAUCUGAAAAAGUACGAGAACACAUGUCAGGGCAGAAAGACUUCACUGGAGAAUGCCGUUUUUACAUUAAGCUUCCUGAGGUCAAGGAUCACCUGUACCACAUUACCGGAGAGGUAAACAUACAGACCACUCUUUCAUCCUCUUUUCCUUUGAUACGUAGUACAAAUAUCAAUCAUUAGUUACUGUAUCCUUAUUCUCACCCAGGCUAGUGGUAUCAACCAGGCAGUAGACACAAGAGUUAUCACCAAAAUUCAUGAUUUGUUGAACAGGGGUGUCACCGAUAAUGAUGAGAUGAGGAGACACUUGAGAGAAUUUGUUCGAAUUGAGAUCUUCCCUGGAAGAGAGAUGCCACUUCCGACAAGCCAACAGUAUUUUCCCACAAAGAAAGAUAUCUACAAUCUCAUGUACCGUGCAAUGGUAAAGAGCAGAUUUUCAAACUGCAAUCAAACAAAUGCAGAGGAGAAAGUCAAGGAGUGGCAAACGCAAACCCCAAUGACAAAUUUUUCUUCCGUAAAUAUAGUGGCAUUUAUGAUGCAAAAUUUGAGAAUGAUGUUGUAAGCAAUUCCAGCAAUGGAGAGGACCUGGAUGAUGAGGACAUCCGUGUAACAUCUCCACUGUCCAAUCAAAAAUUCCUCUUUGUCCAUCAAACAACUUGACAGAGAAGGCUGUUGAGCAAGUAUGGCAAUGACAUCUGCCUCUUGGAUGCCACGUAUAAGACCACUUGAUAUGCAUUACCACUGUUCUUUUUAGCAGUAAAAACAAAUGUUUACUAUCAGGUUGUGGCAUCAUUUGUUCUCCAAGAUGAGUCUACUGAUUCCAUUAAAGAAGCUUUGCAGGUCAUCGAAGACUGGAACCCUGACUGGCAACCAUCAUUCUUUAUGACUGAUUUUUGUGAGGAGGAAAUCCAAACUUUUGAGGAGACAUCUCCAGGUAUCACCAAACUCAGUAUUUUCCAUUUAUAAUGUGUUAUGUAUGUGUUCUACAUUGAAAGGAAAUAGAUAUAUUACUCAUUUGAUGUUAACUUUGCUUUUGUUUUUUGUUUUUUUCGCCUUUGACACAUUAUCACAAAUCUCAAACAAAGGAAAUUUUAUAACAAGCAAGUUUGAAGUUAGUCAAUCCAUUCUCUUGUAGUUAGUUUUGCUUGAGUCCAUCAAUAAGUCGCUUGUAUGGUGCCAGUAACUGUUGACUAAAUGUACAAUUCAGUGGUGUGAGUCCCAGUCAACUUGAUGUUUGGUCUGAAAAUGGUACAUUAAAAAGAAAGGGAUUGUGUAUUAAUGUUUGUUUGUUUUGUUUUGCUUGUAAAUUCUUUUUAAAUCUUUAUGAAACUAAAAUGUGGUACUGACAAGUUUGCAAGUUCAUGCCAACCAAUUUAAUUCUCCUGUGUAUUCAAAAGCUCAAACAGUCUAUAGCACACUGUUUUGAUUUUCUUCAACUAAUUUUGUCCGUCUGUGUUAACUUAAGGAUUGAUUGGUAUUUAAGUUUCUCGGCUGUGUUUAAUCUGCUAUUUUGAAUUAUUAUUAACCCAAUUUGCUUCAAGUUUGGGUUCGUUCCCAAUGUAUGAAUUGCAUGACAUUAUAGGACUGGGAAGAUUGCUCAGUCUUGAGAGUCAAAAAUAAUCAAGUCUGCCUACUUUUAGAGGUUGGUGGGGGGUUAGUCUUAAGCUCAUUCCAUGGCAUUAUCUGAUCACAUUAAUGUUUUGGAAAUUACCUUUUUAUAAUUAUUUGAGUGUCAAUGUAUUUAGCAUGAAAGUGCUAAUUGGGGACACUAUUUUUAUUAGUGUUAUGUCUCCUGCUGGAGACGGGACGGCCAUUUUACAUGGUCAUACAAGCCACGCAAAGCUAUUUGCAGGGCAAAGGCAGUACCUUCAUUUCUUAGUCAUUUUAAGACCCUGAGUGUUGGUCUGGUCCCGGGAAUCAAACCUACAACCUCCCACUCUGCAAUCAAGCACUCUUACCGACUGAACUAAUCCUGCUGUGGUUUAGUAAUACAAUUAUUCAUUUUAUUUCAGAGGGAAGUGCAAUAUUAAUUUGGUGAAAUGGAUCAAAAAAGGUGAGUUACUGUGUGUGGGGCUAUUCUCAUGAUACUGGAAUGAGUCCAUAUUAGUUUUGUUUACAAGAUACUGAACAACAUUCCAUUCUUGUGUACUAGUAAAAGCACUUUGCGCUAAUGACGUCACAAAUUUCUGGUCCCUGCUGUGACUUACCAGUAGACAUUGAACCAACCUGAUCAGUAUAAGAGUUUUGUAUGGGACAGUCACAUUCACCAACAAUUUUGUUGUCUUUGAAAAUUUUUAUUGUUAAAAGAAACAAAAUUCAACUUGGUUUCAAUAACGUAUAUCUAAGGUGACAAAACCUAUUUUAAGUAAUAUUGCAAAGUGCCAUUCCACAGUCAGUUCAUUCCACUUUUGAAAGACCAUUUCCAAAUGAAAUUCUUGUCCUGGUACGUGUAACUGGGCUCAAUAAUUAGCUCACAAAACUUUUUUCUUUUCGGUAUUAUUUUUGCGGUUCCUUUUAUCGUUUUCCCACAGUACGCGUUUCUUUAGGUUCUGCUUUGUGGUUACCCGUGUUUUAUCUAGCUUCGUAAUUUUUCCGCUGUUACACCCUUGAACAGGAAAGAAUUUAAUUGAUUUUAGUGUGCUUUAAUUUGUCGCCAUUGUUGUACAUGUAGUUUUUCCCCAAAGCACUCCAUUUGUUUCCUCCUGUUAUGAUAACAGAAUACGUAUGUAUUCUGCAGUAAAGCGAUAAUUGUGUUUUACAAACAGGUGUAUUACCAACAGGAAGGUUUCACUGUUUUGUGGCUUACCUACAUGUAGCUAUACUGUAGUUGUCCAAUCAUAUUGCUUAUAACAGGAUGCUGGCAGUAUGUUUUCAGCACGAUAUAAAUAUGCCUGCAUGUGGAGUUUCUACUCAUUAGUAUAGUUUCAGUAGCCAAGUUUACUGGUCAAGCCUGUAGGACAUAGCUCUGUAGAGUUCUCCCCUCACUGGAGUUGUGCUAUAUUGCCGUUUUCUUCCCCUUUUCCUGUCUCUUUUCUUUCGUUUUCCUAGCGUUUUUUUUUUAUUGUAGUUCUUAUUGUUUGUUUUGUAUGCAUUUUGUCUCUCUUUGGAUCACCAUUUGCUACCUCACCUUCCUCGUGCAGCUCGGUCACAUAUGCAAUUUCGUUCUAGUAUGACAUAGCUAAAACAAGCUUCAUUCAGGAUUGAAAUUAAAUUGCAAAUCGUGCUGUCUUGAGCGAGUGUGGGAAAACAGGAAAAAAUGUACUAAUGUAAUGUUUGUGCCUUAGGGAACUACAACUUAAGCCAGAUGGCCCAGCAUUUUGUGAGUUUUAUUUUAUUUUAUUAUUUUAGUGUUAUUAUUUUAAUGGAAAUUACAUGAAUAUUACUAAAAAGAAAAAGCAAAGCUACAAAUUAAAAUAAAGUGAAAAUGAAAUGAAAGAAAAAUAAUACAGGUAAUUGGAAUACAUAUAUGCCAUGAACUACAUGUAUUCAACUAUAUUCUGUAUAUUUUCACAAUCAGUGCACAAUGGACUAGGAACUAAAAAUAAAUAAUAAGUAACUAAAAGAAAAAGACUAAGGAAUCUGUAUUAUGGGAGGUACACUAGCAUUCACAUAGUUAAAGAAGUUUGGCCCAAUAUGUGGUCUGACUAAAUGAAUGUAGUUUGAGCAGUUUACAUGGGGUUGGGUACAAUUACUGAAAAUUCUCUUGAUUAAACGUAAGACUUGCGAUGUUUACUUUGGCCAUGAUAAUAGUUAUGCCAGGACAGAUUCUGACUUAUUAACAUUGACAUUAAGUCUUUGUUGGUAUUGUCAUAGGAGGAAACUGAUCUCUCAGCGGUCUGCUGUUUUCAAACUUGGCAACUUCACUGAUUUUAACCCUCUGGUGAUGACAAGGGACAAAAUUAAUCUUCAAAGAGUAGUAGUUUAAGAGUAAAAUUGGCAAUGGAUUUUUCCCCAACAUGUUUCUUUUUUUAGUAAAUGUGUAGUUCCAAAAAAUAUCCAUCCCCCCCAUGGAGGGCACUUUUGCUUUAGACCCCCCACCCCCCUAGAAGUUUCAUUCCAUGUUGCAGGGUUUGUACAGGUCAUGGACAACCUGGAAAGUCAUGGAAUAUAAGCAUUUCAGUUUCCAGGCCUGGAAAGUCAUGGAAAAUUAAAGUUUUUGUUUGAUAGCUUAGUUACUGUCAAUGGCAAGGCAAGGACAAUGCAAGAUAGAGAUAAGUGGACACCAGAGUUUGUGUCUGUUGAACUGUUUAAGGUCCAAAAAUACCAUAAAACAAGGAAAGUCCUAAAAAUGUUUGAAAGUGACAGCUAAACCUAAGGUCUUGGAAAACUUAAAAAGGUCAUGGAAAAAGUCAUGGAAUCUGAAGAGGUUAAAAGAGUACGAACCUCGCAGGCGGGUGCUGGUUAUCUAGCAACAGCUAGAUAACGGGAAGUUUAUUCAUGAGCUGAUGACAAGUAUAUUAAAGAAAGCUAUCGCAAAAGCCAUGAAAAAAGUAUUUAGCUGACCGUAGAUAAAAGAUGAUCAAUGCAAACAAUAAUACUUGUUUUGAAACACUGGUAACAGUAAAAUAACACAUAACUUGCUCAACAGAGAAGCUGUUAAUUAUUAAUAACUCACCAAUCUUACUCAGAGCCCCCUGGAAAAAAAAACCUAGGUGAGUAAACCCCCUCCCCCUUGGAAAUGAUCCUUUAGGACCUUCCCCCUUCCCCUCAGAAUUUCCAUUGCCCUCCAUGGGGUGGUGGGGGGGGGGAGGUUAUCGAUAAUUUCUGGAACUACUCAAUGGAAGUUUAUCAGGAUUGGUCAGAAUAUCCAGACCGAGGCCGAGGUAUUAGUGGAAAGAUCUAUCUUUGCUGACAACAACAACAACAACAACAACAACAACACUUUAUUUCACCCCAUAAUAUACAAGAAAUAAAAAUUUAUAACAAUAGUACAGACGAUGAUAGGGGCGCGGGCUGCCCAAAAUAACCGAAGAGUUAAAAAUGCCAGCAGCCAGUUAAAAGAAAAGAUGUUUAAAUGUGUAGGUCAGGGACACAAGAACAAAGAAAACAGAGAAACACACACAAAUAGUUAAGUAAACUACCAGUAUAUAAAGAGACUAAAAUUCAUACAUUGCAAAACAGUAUUAUUUCCAUUUUAAAGUUACCCAGACAAUGUACAGAUGUCUAGUAAUCUUUGAUAAAGUGCUGUUUCAUUUUCUUUUUAAACAAAGACAAUGAAGAUAAUUUGAUAUCUUCGUCAAUGGAAUUCCAUACUGAUGGACCUUGAAAUCUGAUAUUUAAUAUACCAUAAUUUGUUCUUGCUUUUGGAAGAUAAUAAGACUGUUUUGCACCAAGCCUUGUAUUAUAGGUAUGAAUUUGCGAAAUUUUAGUGAAAAAAAAUUAAAGACCGAUGGCAAUAAUUGAUUAUGAUAUUUAUACAUAAAGAUUGCUAAAUGAAAAGUUACUAGGUCCAGGAAUUUUAUAAUUUCAAGAGAUUUAAACAAAGGACUAGAGUGCUCAUCGAAUCUAGAAAGUUUUUACCAUCUUGUUACAUGUAGCUUAAACUGAAAGCUCAAUGGGUCCAGGGAGGGAAAUAUGCAUUGUUCCUUAUGGAACAAAAAUGACCAGAGCUGUCGUCAAAGGGUUAAGGUGUUAUUUCCAGGAUUUUUAUUAACUGUUGUUAUUUAAAAUAAGACCGUGGAAGUGUCUUUUGAUAAAUCAACAACAAUGUCAGUUUGAGUGUAGACUGAAUAGUUGUUAAUUUUUCCCCAGCACCAUGGAUCUAACAGAGUAAGGAAGUUUGUGACUACAGACUGUGGCUGCACACUGGUGGUGAAAUGUCAUAAUAAAGGAAGUUGCAUUCAAGGACCUGUUGAGAAGUUGUCUUGGCUUCAUACUAAUGUUAUAACAAAGCAAAGAAGUAUAUUUAAAACAGUGCUAUAACGAUUAGAGUCAAUUCUCUUUUCUCUGCAGGUAUAUAUGGGAAAUAUUUAAUAACCAUUUCAGGUUGUUAUUACAAAGAGAUGCUGGUUAUUUUGACAAUGAUCAUGUGGUUUGCCUGUCCACAUUAAUUUACUGAAAUUUAUUUUAAUUUGUAAGAGUUGGACUGAUCAAGAAUGAAAAUGAUAUCAGUUGAAUUUCCAGAAAUUCUCAAACCCUGUGCAGUUGGCAGCAUUCAUACAGCAGCUUUGUACAAUCUUGAAAAGGUCUUGAAGUAAAAAGUUAUUGAAUUCGCUUAAGGUCUUUGAAAAGUACUGGAUUCCUUUAUUGGGUCUUCAAAAGUCCUGGAAAUUCAAUACCUCGUCUACUCCACACUGUUUUCUGUGAAAUUAGAUUAUCUCACAGAGGAAAAUUUGGCUCGUCCUUGGUGUAAGAACCUGUAAAACUCACGGUUAAUCUAAUUGUUACAACUUUUUUGUGCAUAAACAAUAUUUUGUUUCUGUUUCCUUAUUUCAAAUGCUAUUUCUGUACCUCAGAUGCAACUUCAAGUCAUACCCAGUCGUUGCAAAGUGUUGUCACGGAAAGUGGUAUGGCUGAAGAAGUAAAAAUGGUAAACGACUCCUUAGUUCAAAAAUGA
Molecule: messenger RNA, 7902 nt
Organism: Porites evermanni
Lineage: Eukaryota; Metazoa; Cnidaria; Anthozoa; Scleractinia; Poritidae
Source: the annotation of a GenBank genome assembly